Messenger RNA from Engraulis encrasicolus (European anchovy), 926 nucleotides. RefSeq names its product serine protease 33-like. The record is from RefSeq and is a predicted model, not a curated record. Gene Ontology annotation, molecular function: serine-type endopeptidase activity. Lineage: Eukaryota; Metazoa; Chordata; Actinopteri; Clupeiformes; Engraulidae. Gene Ontology annotation, biological process: proteolysis. The transcript has 4 exons. The coding region runs from base 12 to 926 and encodes 304 amino acids.
UUUGCCUCAAUAUGGCCUUUUUUCUGUCAGCCUGCAGGUCAGCCAGUGUUGGCAGUCGCAUCGUUGGGGGAAGCAAUGCCACAGCAGGCCGCUGGCCCUGGCAGGUGAGUCUGCACUGGCUGGGGAACCACAACUGUGGCGGCACCCUCAUCAGCGACCAGUGGGUCAUCACAGCCGCACACUGCUUCUCCCGCUUCCCAAUACACAUAAUCUGGACUGUGUACCUGGGCCGAGAGACCCAAGAUGUAUCCGCGUCAGACAUCAACGCGCAUGAGGUGACGCGAGGGGUUAAACUCAUCAUCCGCCACCCUGACUUUGACCCCUCGACCUUCACCAAUGACAUUGCCCUUGUGAAGCUGAGGGAGCCAGUGGAGUUCACAGAUUAUAUCCAGCCGAUAUGUCUGGCCUCCAACGGCAGCGCAUUCCCACCCAGGACCACCUGUUGGACCACCGGCUGGGGCAACACCCGCCUAGGAGAGCCACUCCCCUUUCCAAGGACACUACAGGAAGUGAGGGUGAAGGUGGUUGGGAACAGGAAGUGCGAGUGCCUGUUGAAGGACUCCAUGGAUGUGAAGAUUACCCCCGGUAUGAUGUGUGCUGGAGGGGUGACAGGGAAAGGGGCAUGCCAUGGUGACUCUGGGGGUCCGCUUCAGUGUCGGCUGGGCUCAGUGUGGGUGCUGGCCGGCGUCACCAAUUUCGGUCUCCCAUGUGCCACGGGCCGAGCCCCUGAUGGUUACGCCCGAGUGUCUGCAUUCGAGCCAUGGAUCAGAGACAUUGUGAAGCGUGCAGACGUGGGCUUCAUCAAUUUCACCUCGAACAGACCAGACGAGCACCAUGCGUUCGGAUGCAACCAAGGCAAAGGUGAUGAUGUACAGGACACAUCCUGUACGUUUUUGAGCAAUGGUGGCUCCAUGGCUAAUUUCUGA